AUGGCUAGGCACGAGUUAUUGAGCUUCAUGGACGCAUACUCCAGUUACAAUCAAAUCCCCAUGCACCCGGCCGAUGAGGAACACCCAUCCUUCAUCACAGAUCGAGGUAAGACAAUGGAGGUCUAUGUAGAGGAUAUGUUGGUAAAGAGUUUGGAAGCUGGGGACCACACAACGCACUUCAACAGCACCUUCCAAAUCUUGAGAAGAUAUAGGAUAAGGUUCCAAAUCUUGAGAAGAUAUAGGAUGAGGCUCAACCCCCUCAAAUGCACUUUCAGAGUGGCCUCCGAUAAAUUUUUAGGAUACAUGGUCAACCAACGUGGUAUUGAAGCCAACCCUGAGAAGAUUGAGGCUCUAUGCAAGAUGAGAGGCCUUUCAGGGCUUGAAAAGGCACCUAGGGUAGGCCCCCUCCUCUCCAAACCAAAGCCCAGUAAAAUCCUACAGCUGUAUCUAGCCGUCUCCAAUGAGGCCAUUAGUGCGGCACUCCAAAAGCCCGAUACCUCAGGGAGAUUAUUGAAAUGGGCAGUGGAGCUAAGUGAGUUUGACCUCGUGUUCAAGGCUAGAGCAACCAUCAAGGGCCAAGCUUUAGCUGACUUUAUGGCAAAAUUCGCCAACUUACCCGAGGUGGACGAAAUCAUGGAACAAGCAGAGCUCCCAACGUGGAACCUAUUCGUUGAUGGGUCGACUGGGGACGUCGACUCGAGUGCCAGAGUUGUCCUCAUCAGCCCGAAAGGUCACAAGCUGAACUCGACAAUGAGGUUCGGGUUCAAGGCCACCAACAAUGUAACAGAAUACGAGGCGCUUCUCGCAGGCCUCAGAUUAGCCAAAGAAAUGCAAGUAAAGAGGCUACUCAUCAGUAAUGACUCCCAACCAAUCGUUAGCCAGAUCUCCCGCGUCGGAAACGCACAUGCGGAUGCACUCUCCAACCUUGCAAGUAGUAAAGAUUCCGAACUACUAACAGUAGUCCCUAUAGAGCACCUCCUCAUGCCGUCAACCGAGGUCCCCAAUGUAAUGUGGGUCACUGGGACUCCUACCUGGAUGCAGCCCAUCGUGGCAUACCUCAAGGACCAGGUACUUCCCACUGACAAGCAUAAGGCCUACAAGCUAAGGAAGAGGUCAGCCCAUUUCCUCUUCAUUGAUGAUGUACUCUAUAAGAGGAGCUCCUCCUCUCCACUUUUACGAUGCGUCGGAGGAGAAGAGGCUACCUACAUUUUAAGAGAAGUCCAUAAGGGUGUGUGCGGCAACCACUCUGGAGGUCUAUCUUUGGCACAAAAGAUACUGAGACAGGGGUACUACUGGCCUACCUUGAAAAGGGAUGCCCUCGAGUUUGUAUUAAAAUGA
Molecule: messenger RNA, 1338 nt
Organism: Olea europaea var. sylvestris
Lineage: Eukaryota; Viridiplantae; Streptophyta; Magnoliopsida; Lamiales; Oleaceae
Exons: 5
Coding region: 1-1338 (445 amino acids)
Molecular function (GO): RNA-DNA hybrid ribonuclease activity; nucleic acid binding
Source: RefSeq, a predicted model, not a curated record